This is a messenger RNA of Necator americanus (New World hookworm), 2949 nucleotides long. RefSeq lists its product as uncharacterized. Gene Ontology annotation, molecular function: protein binding. The record is from RefSeq and is a predicted model, not a curated record. Bases 1 to 2949 code for a protein of 982 amino acids. Gene Ontology annotation, biological process: chemical synaptic transmission. Gene Ontology annotation, cellular component: plasma membrane; cytoplasm; dendritic spine. The transcript is spliced from 22 exons. NCBI's taxonomy places the organism in Eukaryota, Metazoa, Nematoda, Chromadorea, Rhabditida, Ancylostomatidae.
AUGAUGGACAAGUUGUCCGCCACGCCGGGCACCACUUCUCCGGAAAAUCCACUAACGACGAAGUCCACUGCUACGCCACAGGCGACACCCACACCACCGUUGAUGACAGGCGAACAGGCUUUUCCUAUGCAAUUUCAGAUGCCGUUCUUUGCAAACCCAUUCAUGUCUCCGUUCAUGCCUCAACAAGGAGUUGUUCCGGAUGGUGUAACUGCCGCUGCUGCUGGUGGCACAGCAACAAUGCCAGCAUUCUUUUUCUCUCCGGCUCAAUAUCAGGAGAUGAUGCAGCAGUAUUUUACACAUAUGAUGACCGCUAAUCAAUACGGCAUGAAUAUCGCAUUCCCUAUGCCGUUUGGUACGACUUUGGCUCGACCAAGUAGUCAGACGUCGCAGUCGGACAGUGUUGGUGAAGCUGUAAAUGGUAUUCACGAGAUACAUCUUGCUUCUGGGUCAUCAGAACGUGAGUUGGUUGCACAACCUGCUGCUGCAUGCCAGUCAGACUCUCCUUCGUCGUCAUCGGAUAAAAGUUCGAUCACUAAUGGAACAGAAGGUGCGGUCGAAGUCGCUGUCGAUAACCAUGGUAUUUCACAGGAACAUCAUCUUGGAAAAUCAAAUGGAAUCGGUUCUGCAUCUGAAAAGGAUUUGACAAGGAGUGAUGGGGAAGAUUCAUCUGGAACUCCGAAGAAGAAAUUGGAAAGAAAAAGCUCUCUACCUACAGAAGAUGAGAAAACUACAAGCCUCAUCCGAAAACAGAUGAGCGAAAUUGAGAAAGAAAUUACACGGAGGUCACAAAAUAAAAAUAUAAAGAAGAUAGACGAUCGUGAAUUGGCAGAACUAUUUGGAACAUCAUCCGUCGAGAACAAUCUUACUACUACGGCUUCCUUAUCUGCAUUGAACGAACACGCAACAUUCACACCGAACUUCCCGUCUGUCUCCAAUGAUUCACAGAGUGCCCUACCAUACACACCGACUGAAACGGAGCCUAAACCAGCACCUAAAGAGACUUUAAAUCAGCUCAGAUCAUCGUUCAACCUCCAAGAGCCUGCUACGGCACCACUUCAUGCUCCACAAAUGCAACCUGUAGGAAUGAACCAAAUUCCUUUUGUGCCACAACACAUGGCACCGAUUACCCACGGAAUGACGCCUUCAUUUCCCAACCAACCUGUCAUGAGUACUAUGACGCAACCAUUUGCUAUGGGUCAACCAUUCACUCCCGGUCAACCUUUCGUCAGUCCUUUUGCCCAUCCACAAGUGCCCUAUUCUAUGCAGUUCCAAAAUGGACCUAGUAUCACACAAGAACAACUGGCAGCAGCGUUUCUUCAACAAAAGCAGUACAGUGCGCAACCGGAGCCACCAACAUGUGCACAUGAGGCUGCUACGGGAAGAAGAACAUCUGACACAAUACCUAACAUUUCAUCUUCAUCCGGAGGAACCAUUGCUCCGCCUCCACCGCCGGCAAGACCUGUCCAUAGAAGAACAAGUCAGUCAGCGCAGUCCUGCUCGACUGAGUGGCCUGAUGAAAAUAAGGAAAACGGAUCCACAGAGGAGCCGGUUUGGGUACUUCGCGAGUCUUAUCUGAAGCGUAUGCAGCGCGAGCAAAAAGAGCAGGAUUGCUCUCACGAGUGGGAUGGAGAUGCUAAUCCAGCAGAUGCACCCUCUUUAGUGACAGCGGAAGUGCCCGCUGAAGAGGAUGAGAUGGAAACGGAUCGUCUUCUUCUUGGAGGGUCCAACGACUCUUCGCAAACGCCAUCAUCCACUGCAGGACAUGGAAAGAAGAAGAAUAGCAAAGAAACUAUGGUACAUGAACCUGCAGUUCUGAUCGAGGGAGUGCUGUUUCGUGCUCGAUACCUUGGUUCAACGCAGAUGAUGUGCGAAAGCAGAGGUAGCAAGGCGGCUAGGAUGGCACAGGCUCAAGAAGCUGUCGCAAGAGUGAAGGCGCCGGAAGGUGAGAUUCAGCCAAGCACGGAAAUUGAUUUGUUUAUUUCGACGGAAAAAAUCAUGGUGCUCAACACAGAUUUGCAGCGAAUCUCUGAUACUGACGUUCGACAGGACAUUUUGAUGGAUCAUGCCUUGCGGACAAUUUCCUACAUUGCUGAUAUUGGUGAUUUGGUGGUGCUGAUGGCGAGAAGGAUGUCUGCGAGCAGCAGUGAUGAGCAUUGCAAUCAGGUUGAUGGGAUCCGGAAGACUCCAAAGGUUAUAUGCCACGUAUUUGAGUCCGACGAAGCCUCUUUCAUUGCUCAGUCGAUAGGGCAAGCUUUCCAGGUUGCCUACGUGGAAUUUUUGCGAGCAAACGGCAUUGACGAUCCAUCAUACUUGAGACAGAUUGACUAUCAGGAAGUACUGAACUCUCAAGAGUUGCUGGGUGAUGAAUUAGAGAUGUUCGCUCGAAAAGAAACUCAGAAGGAUGUGGUGGUCCCAAAGAAAAGCGGCGAGCCUCUAGGAAUUGUAGUGGUGGAAUCUGGUUGGGGAUCAAUGCUUCCGACAGUGGUACUUGCACAUAUGAAUCCUUCCGGGCCAGCAGCACGUUCCAAUCUACUCAAUAUCGGUGACCAAAUCAUAAAUAUCAAUGGAAUUUCUCUUGUCGGACUUCCUUUGUCAGCUGCUCAAACGAAUAUAAAAAACGUGAAAACUGCUACUGCUGUUCGCCUCACAGUAGUGUCUACCCCACCUGUGGUCGAAGUGAGGAUCAGGCGACCAGAUACGAAGUAUCAGCUAGGAUUUUCUGUGCAAAAUGGUGUGAUAUGUUCCUUGUUACGAGGUGGAAUUGCCGAACGAGGAGGGAUUCGUGUCGGUCAUCGCAUCAUCGAAAUCAACAACCAAUCAGUAGUGGCAGUGGCUCAUGACCGAAUUGUAAACAUGUUGGCGACGGCAAUCGGAGAAAUCCACAUGAAGACUAUGCCAACGAGCAUGUUCCGACUGCUCACCGGUCAAGAUACACCACAAUAUAUUUGA